This is a messenger RNA of Spirodela intermedia, 1118 nucleotides long. Lineage: Eukaryota; Viridiplantae; Streptophyta; Magnoliopsida; Alismatales; Araceae. The record is from the annotation of a GenBank genome assembly.
AUGACCGGGAAAUGCAGGGGCUUGCCACUGUUGCUGGUGGUGCUCGGCGGUCUGCUUUCAAAGAAGCAGAGGUCGCUCGUCACCUGGAAGUCGAUAGCAGAGACUACGGUGUAGCAGGACAACAAGGAAGGCCAACCAUGCGUGGGGAUCCUGGCGCUGAGCUAUGCCAACUUGCCCUAUCAUCUCAAGUGCUGCUUCCCAAUUUCGGCGUCAUCCCUCAGGACUUCAUGAUCAAGGGGCAGAAGCUGAUCAGACUGUGGAUCACGGAGGGUUUCAUUGAGGACAGAGGGGAAGCAACGUUGGAAGAGUCAGCAGAGCAGUACCUGGAGGAGUUCGUCCAGAGGUUGUGGAAGGGACCUUGGCUAGUGCUGAACAUGCCCUGCCCACAAUCUCCUCUACAAACUGUCCUCAGUGGCAAAGGAGGACGGCUUCUUCGACUGCUGCAGGAAACCACGGGAUUCCGUUCCGCAUUCCACAUUCUGGCAUCUGUCCCUUCAGAAGGGCGCGGAGGAGUAUGUCUCCCAGCACCAUUCCACCGCGAGACGGCAGGCCUUGUUGGGCUUGAACUUCGAAAGGUCGUCCAAGGAUUUCCGUUUGAGCGGGCUGAAACUGAUUAGAGUGAUUGACUGGGAAGGGGCGCCAAUGGAGUUAUUCCCGAAGGAAGUUGGAGACCUGCUCCAUCUGCGAUUCCUGAGCUUGAGAAGAACAAAUUUAUCCCUCCCCGCAACAGUUGAGAAGCUAACUCACUUACAGUUUCUCGAGCGAAUGAUCAGCUCUGUGUGGAGGAUCAAAGCCGUCCACACAGAUUGCAGGUGCUUAAGCCCUCCGGCAAGUCAUUAUUCCUAACCUACGGUGCUUGGAGGUGCUAGAGACAGCAAGGGCCGGCGACUGGAUAAAUUGCUGCUUAGCCAUCCUGACGAAUCUCCAGAACUGCGAUUAGGGGCCAUCAGAGGUGCUGUCCAGUUUCUGAAAGCUUGCUGACACUGUCCAGUCUCGGCUAUCUUCACACACUGCUGCUGUCUGGGCCGGUGGGAAGCCUGCAGCAAUUCCAGACUAUGAGCUAUCAGUGGCCUUCCAAUCUCUCCAAUGUCAUCCUCUGGGAUACUGCAUUUCAUUAG